AUGCACCUUUUGAGUCGAUUCAAAAUUCACCUUCUUCCCAUCGUCCGCUGCGUGGCGGAUGCAGAGUUUCUAGUGGAAGCGGUGAGCCUCGUUGUGAGUCCACCGGCAUGUGCCUUCUGCAUCCAUUGCUACCGCAGCUACACGUGCACCAUCCCAUCCAUCGCCCUCAUUGCCAAGUUCGCCUACCGCCCCCUCCACGUCCUCUUCAACCGCUUUCUAUCGGUCUUCCCGCCACACCCCGCUGGGUUUGACACGCUUGUGGAGUUGUUGUCGCCGAUUCCCUCCUGCCCGCCUGCCCGUGUCGACCUGGCGAGGAUGCGUGAGAAAGGGUGCAAGGCCGGGGUGGUGCUGCGGAGAGCAGCAGCAGUAGCAGCGGUGGCAGUGAUGUGGGAGAUUGGGUGCGGUGCUGCGGGGUGUGGGAGGGUGGAGGGUGGCGGUGUGAAGCUAAGGAGCUGCGGUGGGUGUGGCAAGGUUGCGUAUUGCAGCAGAGAGUGCCAAAAGGCGCACUGGCCCUCCCACAAGCUCACAUGCCCCGGCAGGUCUGGUGGCAAGAAGAGAGGGGAAGAUGGCAGGAGGGAUGGUGGCAGGAGCAGCAGCAGCGAUGGUGGCAGCAACAAUGGUAAGGUGAGUGGUAAGGUGAGUGGUAAGGUGAGUGGUAAGGUGAGUGGUAAGGUGAGUGGUAAGGUGAGCGGUAAGGUGAGUGGUAAGGUGAGCGGUAAGGUGAGUGGUAAGGUGAGUGGUAAGGUGAGUGGUAAGGUGAGUGGUAAGGCGAGUGGCGAGGUGAGUGGGAAGGUGAGUGGCAAGGCGAGUGGCAAGCCUCAUCUCAACCAGUUUUCCCUACUCACAAACUCACCCUUGAAACAUGUCUUGCAAGUCCCAAUUCCUUGGUUUGCGCAGGGCUAA
Closterium sp. Naga37s-1 is the source of this 903-nucleotide messenger RNA. The record is from the annotation of a GenBank genome assembly. NCBI's taxonomy places the organism in Eukaryota, Viridiplantae, Streptophyta, Zygnematophyceae, Desmidiales, Closteriaceae.